Cantharellus anzutake is the source of this 777-nucleotide messenger RNA. RefSeq lists its product as uncharacterized. The transcript is spliced from 6 exons. The record is from RefSeq and is a predicted model, not a curated record. Lineage: Eukaryota; Fungi; Basidiomycota; Agaricomycetes; Cantharellales; Hydnaceae. Bases 1 to 777 code for a protein of 258 amino acids.
AUGACUUCAGUUUUCGUUUUUACGACUGAGGCUUUUCCAUCCCCGUCGGGAUGGCGUGGCGGCCCCGCUUGGCACGUAAACGGGGACGAGGCCAAGGCGUGGUACGGCUCUACUGGUGGCGAUCCGCACCGCACCCGUCAGUCGAAUGAUUCGACGGCGACAUCGUGCUAUGCCGCUUCUCCAAAUCAGAUAUCCAUGUUUCCUCUUGCCUCUGAGGACGUUCAGAGUACUGCGGCGGGCGAGUGGGGUCCUGAUUGGGAUAAGAUUCUAACAAAUCUCGCUGAUUACCCGGAUCUCACGGCAUACAUGUGUUAUGGGACUGAGGGAACAUAUACGGUAGAUUGGAACACAGCCCCUGUGUGCGAAAACUCAACCGCAACAGUCCAUGGAUACGUUAAACAAGGUGACAGCUCUACUUCCGUAGAGCUGUUUCAAGGGACCUCUGUCUCCUCCCAGACUACGGUUGAAAAGGCUACUCAGCUCGGUCAAAAGCUCCAGGUAUCCUACGAGAACAACGAGAUAUUCGCCGGAACAAAAAUUGUCGAAAAUUUUUAUUCCCUUUUCACCGAUACUACGGGUCACUCGCAUACUGACACGGAUGAUACUCGCACCACAGUAACUGAAACUGUCGCAUGCCCUGGCCCAGCCAACGUCUCAGUAGAUGUCAGCCUUCAAACUUGCAGGGUUCACGGCCAAUUCACCGUCCCGCUCACGUUGUCUGGCUGGGCGUGGUUUUUCUACACAACAAGAAGGCAAGGUCAUUAUGAAUGUUUGUAG